AUGGACGAUGCGCAGGCGAGUCGAGCCCCGACUGCAGCUCCACCACCUCCACCACCAUCACAAUCUCAGGAUCCCAAUCAGACUCAGCCUCUUCGCAUAAUCACUGGCUUGGGCGUAGAAGAACCUCUUGUUUCCCCUCGAAAGCGAAUAUCACGCAGAGACGUCGACGACGCUGUGUCCCCUUUCACCCAUCAACCUCUGUCAUGUGCAGAUAACUCCAAUAACUCCCAGUCGAGGUCGACCUCCCUCGCUUUCAAUUACCACGUCUUCAACGGGGUCCCGAGGGGGCAACCUCCCACCGCCAUCAUGGCGAGGGCUAGCCAGACCCUGCAAGAAGAGGAGGAGACCCUGAUGACCCGUGGCAGCCAAUCCUCCGAUGAUCCAUACCCGAGACCUUCGGAAGAAAGCGUCACCUCUGUCUCAACAACCUCCCUUGUUCUCGAGAGCUUAAACUCGGCAAUCGCUGUGAAAAAGCCUCUGCAACCUUCACAAUACCGAGAUGAUGAGAGUGAUCCCGAGUUGCCCAGAUUUAACGACAAGAACUACACCAUUGGUGGCCAGCGGAUGUCCAAAGGCCUUCGUCGAGCAAUAUGGAUAGUCUCGGUUGUUGCUAUUGUCGGAUGGAUCUCGGCGGUGGUCGUUUUUGUGGCAGGUGGCCGGUAUAAACAUGCGUCGGCAUUGGAAUACGACCACGAUACUCCAAUAAAGAGCUCGGCAAAGAAGGUCACCCUCGCUCAAAUACAGUCAGGGCAAUGGUCACCAAAAUAUGCCAAUAUCGAGUGGACGCCUGGUCCCAAUGGAGAAGAUGGGUUAUUGUUGGAGAUCAACCAACCCAACAAGGAGUACUUGGUGGUUGAAGACAUCCGAAGUCGUACACCUUCUGCAGCCAAUGCAUUCAAAAGCACCACUCUGGUGAAAAGCGGGUGGAUCAAAUAUGGUGGACAGCAGUUGUGGACGUCGGAAUUCUGGGUUAGCCUGGAUAUGAAACAUGUGCUUCUUAUGGCGAAUCCGGAAAAGGUAUUUCGACACUCUUUUCUCGGACUGUAUUUCAUCCUCGACGUCGAGACACAGAACGUCCAGCCAUUGGACCCGGCGUUCCCGGAGACCAGGAUUCAAUUGGCUCAAUGGUCGCCCAAAAGUGACUCGGUUGUGUUUACAAGAGAUAACAAUCUCUUUCUGAGACAUCUCUCGUCGCCCCAAGUGACUACCAUCACCACCGACGGAGGUCCCGAGUACUUCUAUGGAAUCCCUGACUGGGCUUAUGAGGAGGAAGUCUUCGGUACCAACACCGCUACAUGGUGGGCACGUGAUGGUCAAUAUCUCGCUUUUCUGCGCACCAAUGAGACUACUGUCCCCGAAUAUCCUGUCCAAUAUUUCCUCUCACGUCCUAGUGGAAAGAGGCCACUCGAAGGCCUCGAGAACUACCCAGAGGUGAAAGAGAUCAAGUAUCCCAAGGCUGGCGCCCCUAACCCCGUGGUUGAUAUGCUGUUCUACGACAUAGCAAAAGGCGAAGUGUUCUCCGUCGAUAUUGACGGCGGGUUCCCGGACGAAGACCGGAUCAUCUUCAACAUUGUAUGGGCAGAUGAUGGAAGAGCACUGGUCUCGGAGUCGAAUCGUGAAAGUGAUCGGGUCAGAGUUGUUCUUGUAGAUGUCGCUUCCCAAACAGGACAUACCGUGAGGAUCGUGGACCUCAAAGACGUCGACGGUGGGUGGGUUGAACCUAGCCAGCUGACCAAAUACAUACCUGCCGAUCCUGCCAAUGGCCGACCAGAGGACGGCUAUGUCGACAUCGUCAUCUCCGACAACGGCAACCACCUGGCUUAUUUCUCACCUCUCAACAGCUCAAUUCCCGUCAUGCUGACAAGAGGCAAUUGGGAAGUGGACGGAGGACCGGCAGCCGUCGACUUGAAACAUAACUUGGUGUACUUUGUUGCGGCCAAAGAAGCACCAUCCCAACGCCACUUGUACAGCGUCAAACUAGACGGGACAGCCAUGGCCUCCCUUGUUCCUACCAAUGAAGCUGCAUACUGGGAGUCCAGCUUUUCUUCUGGAGCAGGAUACGUGAGCCUGAAAUACACCGGACCGGGCAUUCCGUAUCAGAAGGUCGUCUCUACGCCUGCCAAUUCUGAGAAAAUCGAGCAGAUGCUAGAAGACAAUAAGGAUCUCGCCAAGAUGGCGUCCUCUCACGAACUUCCAUACCAGGUGUUCCAGAACGUCACUAUUGAUGGCUACACGCUCCAAGUUGUCGAACGGCGACCCCCUCACUUCGACCCUAAGAAGAAAUAUCCUGUCCUCUUCUACCUCUACGGCGGGCCCGGCUCUCAAAUGGUCAACCGUCGCUUCCACGUUGACUUUCAAUCUUAUAUUGCCAGCUCUCUAGGUUAUAUCGUGGUAACCGUCGAUGGGCGUGGAACCGGGUUCAUCGGCCGCAAAGCGCGCACCAUCAUCCGCAACGAGCUCGGCACAUAUGAAGCCCAUGAUCAGAUUGCCACUGCAAAGAUGUGGGCUGACAAGGCUUACGUCGACGCCGACCGCAUGGCCAUUUGGGGCUGGUCCUACGGUGGCUUCAUGACAUUGAAAGUCCUCGAGACCGAUGCGGGCGAGACUUUUAAAUACGGCAUGGCGGUUGCUCCGGUAACUGACUGGCAGUUUUACGACUCCAUCUACACCGAGAGAUACAUGCGCACGCCUCAGAACAAUCCCCUUGGCUAUUCGAAAUCCGCAAUCAGCAAUGUCACUGCAAUAUCCCAGAACGUGCGCUUCUUGAUCAUGCACGGCGUCGCAGACGACAACGUGCACAUGCAAAACACACUGACGCUAUUAGACAAGUUUGAUCUAGCAGGGAUUGAAAACUAUGAUGUUCAUUUCUUCCCUGAUAGCGACCAUUCUAUACUUUUUCACAAUGCGAAUCAUAUUGUGUACGACAAGCUGGCGAAAUGGCUGGUUAAUGCAUUUAAUGGCGAAUGGUACAAGACGGAGGAUCCGAAGCCGAUGGAGUUGGGAACCUAG
Molecule: messenger RNA, 3009 nt
Organism: Cladophialophora psammophila CBS 110553
Lineage: Eukaryota; Fungi; Ascomycota; Eurotiomycetes; Chaetothyriales; Herpotrichiellaceae
Exons: 1
Coding region: 1-3009 (1002 amino acids)
Biological process (GO): proteolysis
Molecular function (GO): dipeptidyl-peptidase activity; serine-type peptidase activity
Source: RefSeq, a predicted model, not a curated record